CUUCUUUCUUGACGGUUGUUUAUAAGUGGCCUCCUAAUCAUUGCAAGAAGCUAACAGCCCUUCAGAGAAGAGCUCGUCGAAGCAAUGGCGUCUAACGGAGAGAGGUAAUCAACGGGUCGCCAUCCUCCUCCACAUGCAUGUCUGCAGGUAUCUUGCUCGAGAUGUGGACAAGUGCGCCUUCCUUCCACCGGAGAUCUAUCAGGGUAAAGCAAUCGAUCAUGAAGCACUUCUGUUCGAUGAGUUCCUGGAGGAAGAAAGGGAGAGGAAGUUGAAGAAAUUAUUUUGGGACUAGCCGCGGUAGCCGACGGGAGUCCAAGCCUCCAGGCGUUCAAGGAUGCUGAAAUAGGGUCCUUAGUGGUCCGAAGAUGGGGAUCUGCAGCUGUUCCUGAC
This is a messenger RNA of Hyaloscypha bicolor E, 390 nucleotides long. RefSeq lists its product as uncharacterized. The record is from RefSeq and is a predicted model, not a curated record. Bases 134 to 292 code for a protein of 52 amino acids. The transcript has a single exon. NCBI's taxonomy places the organism in Eukaryota, Fungi, Ascomycota, Leotiomycetes, Helotiales, Hyaloscyphaceae.